GCAUGCACCCUUUCCAUAUCAGCUUGGUGGUGCAUGAAAAGAUGUUUUUUUAAGGCAAGCACGUGGCCAAGCACAAAUGUGGGAGAGAAAAGAAAAGGUGCCAUGUUGUUUCUGCUUUUCUCCUCUUUUGCAUUUACAAACAAUUAAUCGCGUUGUUGAAGCAACCACCUUUUUUCCGUUUAUGAAAAUGAUUAUGGCUAUUCUUCAUUCUUCAUUACACCAUAUUUCAGUGGUGACCUAAACAAAUCGAAGAUACCAUUUCUCCUCCUUACUCGGUGAAGAAUUCUAUGAGGCUCAAUUAUUUUUCGUGUUAUCGUACAAUUGUUUGUGUCACCGUCUCAUUGACGAGCCUCUAACAUCACCACAUCACCACAUCGUAUGCUUAAAUCACAACUUACAUUUUAAUUUUCUCUCCACUUUGGACUUAUUUUUGUCAUAUCGUCUCCUGUUGAUCUAUUUUCAAUACUUUCUCAGCGUACAGACCUCAAAUAUGAGUGCGUCACGUCGCAUGCCCAAAUUUGAACAGGCAGGAAAGUUCACGGGCGAAAAUCAAUCAGCUUCGAGAUGGCUCCGGAGGAUUAAACUCGAUCUUGCUGCCAACAACCCCGAUACUAUCUCAAAUUCCAUGUAUUUAUGGGCUAUUGAUGUUUUGCUGGAAGGACCUGCAGCACAUUGGUGUGAUUCUGUCCCUAAGAUCAAAGAUAUCUUGGAGAAUUACGACACGGCGACCAUGUCCGAGGUCAAAUGGUUGGAGGGUGAGCUGAUAAAGCAAUUUCCUGGGAAUUUCGUCCCCCCACCUGUGGACCGCGUGAUUAGGAGUCGUUCACAUAGUCUAGAGGCAAGUUCCGACUCAGGCAGCACUGCAACAAGGCUAGGAAAGAUGUAUAUUGGGGAGAACCCCAAACCUUGGAAUCAAAGGCGAGAAGCACCACAAGUUUCUGAAGUGCAACAGAGAAAUCGGUACCAUGACGAUGGACAAUAUAAACGUGGGUCACGACAAAACCCGGCCGAAGGAAAUGUCAUUGAUGAAUACAAAUUCAAUGACAAACCAACGACUGCAUCGAGGUCUCCAAAAUACCACAAUCAGCAGUACCACAGCUCUACAGCGUCUCGCCAAACACCGCAAAUUUCUAGGAGUUACAGUACUAAUCGAGCCCAACUACCCACAUCUCCAAAAAGCAUCCUGAAAAGCAACACAAGCUAUCACCGGCAGCCAAUUACCCGUUCUUACAGCAGCCAAGACCACCCAAACGUCCGCUACUCAAGAGCUAGAAGUCCACCUCUCAUUCAAAAUAAUCAUGACACGGACCAAUAUCGAAGGCCUGGAACUCAACCGCCCCAACAAUUACCACAUGCGCAUCAUCCAACUGGUCCAUCUCGCCCUCCUGUGUCGAGGUCAAUAUCCCAUAGUUCAAGAACUCCUUAUCAGGGAGUCACAAUAAUACCAUCGAAGUCUCCAAAAAGGAGUUGGUCCUAUGUGCCAUCUAGCUCUUCUCGGUCCACUCGCUAUCCAGUCCAAAAGUCACCUAAUCAUGAACGGGAUCCAUUACCGAAUCCAAAAAGAUCAGAACCGACGUCUAGUUCUUGGAAACCAUCCAAUACGGCCAUUGCUACAAUUGAGCAUCGUCGCCAAGCAUCAACUCUGUCUCCUCGGAAGCCGGAACUCGAACGCAGAACCACAUAUCCGAAAACGGGGGGAGAAUGGCGAUGAUUUCGAUGAUGAGGCUGAACAUCUUAAGUGGCCUGUGUCACUCGAAUGAAGGCGUUCAUUACAUACUUCCAUUUUCAGGUGUAUGAUAGCAAUGUUCAUAUUCACUUCACUGUCCUAGUCGAAUCCGAGGGAAUGCAUGAUUAUAAUUCGUCAUUCAUGCUAACUAAAGUAUCGAAAGAGACACCGCCGCACGACACUUGUGGUUGAAGGAUGGGCCACAGGCGUACGUGGUGUAGAUGAGAAAAGCAUGGAUGGGAUGCUGCGUAUGGUAAUAUUCCGUUAGUAUUAUCCUUCUUUCCCCUCGCUACUUCCAAUAACCCAGUACCAGAGCCGUAAUAUUCAACAAUUACUUCAACCAUUUUACUCCUCAAAUCUAAGAUUUUUUCAUACACCCUAGCAUAAUAUACAGGUGACGAUAUACAUCAACGCGCAUCCAUCUUCGUCGUUCAUCAGAACAUGUUUUUCUCCAGUGCGUGAAGAAAUUAGGGAGGUAUUUCGAAAAGC
Sclerotinia trifoliorum is the source of this 2215-nucleotide messenger RNA. The record is from the annotation of a GenBank genome assembly. NCBI's taxonomy places the organism in Eukaryota, Fungi, Ascomycota, Leotiomycetes, Helotiales, Sclerotiniaceae.